Molecule: messenger RNA, 1723 nt
Organism: Verruconis gallopava
Lineage: Eukaryota; Fungi; Ascomycota; Dothideomycetes; Venturiales; Sympoventuriaceae
Exons: 5
Coding region: 378-1571 (397 amino acids)
Biological process (GO): ubiquitin-dependent protein catabolic process; positive regulation of proteasomal ubiquitin-dependent protein catabolic process; protein polyubiquitination
Cellular component (GO): cytoplasm; ubiquitin ligase complex
Molecular function (GO): zinc ion binding; ubiquitin conjugating enzyme binding; ubiquitin protein ligase activity
Source: RefSeq, a predicted model, not a curated record
CCCAAUCCAGCACGUCUCAUGCAAGCAACUCUCUGAAGACUCAAACAGUUGUGACGCAUUUCUCCAGCGCCUGGCUGAAAAGAGCUUAGCUUCGUAAUGCGCCUCCUUGAUGCCUGUGAUAGUUUCCAAGUACAGCCUCGUCAUGCAGUCAACGAUUCGUCUUUAUCAUUCCUUCAGCAGCUGCCAACAGGCUGUCCUUAGCUUCUUGGUGCCUUGCUUCUCCUCAUUACUUAUUUAAAUUGGUGAGUCAGUUUGAGCGCUCCCAAACUACAUAAACCGCUAGACUUCGAAUGCAACAAACCCAAAUCAUGGCAUCACUGAGCUCCAAACGCAAAGAGAAAGCUUAAGUCUUCCAAAGAGCAUUUCAAUAUAUUCUGAUGCCCUUUAGCGCUGCAAACCACGGUCGACUUAGACGCUUUGUUCAGCGCGUGCGCACUCGCGUACAGAACCACUCUAACAGAUCUCAUAUUUGGAAGACCCAAAUGAAGAAUAACAGAAUUUGCUGCAUCAUAUGCAGCGAUAAAUCUGGUGAAAACGUGGUACUCAGUCAGCCUUGUAAGGCCUGCAUGUCAUAUUGGUGCCAAUCGUGCCUUAGUGAACAUUGCGAAUUUGCAACCAGGUCAAUCACGGAUAUGCCUCCAAAGUGCUGUAUUGCCCUAGAUCCCCGAAUCGUCCUUCAAUUUUUACCAGAAACCAAUCAUGAUAGAUACAAGAGGCUAUUCCUGGAAUACAGAACAGAAGCCAAGGAUCGAGUCUACUGUCCGAAUAGCAAUUGUACCACCUUCAUAUCGCCUUACGAGAUCAGAAAACAACAAAUCUCUUCUGGUGAAUGCCUUGAAUCAAAAACAGCAGUGCCGCUGAACCAACUCCAGUCCGAAGUCGUUCAUAGACGACAAGAUUCGGCGAUGGCGAAUCAAGAUUUGCCCAUAAUCCAAUGUCCAUCGUGCAAGACUGAAAUCUGCAUAAGAUGCAAGAAAAAUUCACAUGAAGGCGCUUGCCGUCUUGAAGAUGAUCCGGUUGUCGCUCAGAUUCGCAAGUUUGGCUAUAAGCGGUGUCCUAGAUGUGGAUAUGGGACACGAAGAAUGUGGGGUUGCAGUCACAUGCAGUGUGUUUGUGGUGCUCACUGGUGCUGGAACUGCGAACGUAACUAUAAUGUGUGUGACGCUCUCGGAGGCUGUGAUAAUGACGACGAUGGCGAUGAUGACGAUUCUAACUUGGAAGACCCAGAAGAAGGCACUGAGAUUGCUGACGGUGAGGCCAAAACGGAUCCAGAAGAGACAGGACACAAUUUGGAAGGAAUCAAUAACCCUGAAUCUACUACCCAAAAUUUAGACCGGGGAUCACAUGCGUAUUGGGAAAGGCAAGGUUUGAACUUUGGCGAUGAGCCCAGUUCUAUGGAAUCUGAAGAGACAUGGGGUUGCCCUCACGAUUUUGACCAGCCAAUGGAGAAAGCCGGGGAUGACCUUGGGAAACAAUUAUGCUGGGACUGUUGGACAACAAUCGAUGAGCAAUACUUAAAAUGUUGGAUGUGUAACCUUGUACGUUGUAAAGACUGCCAGAAGCUCUUGUAGCUAUCCAAGACUCCUCCAAGAAGCUUUGUAUUUACAUAAGAGGAAGAGCGACACAUUACUUACAUAACUACUCUGUACAACCACAGCGUCUCACAUAUGCUUUUCGAACAUGAGCUGAAUUUGCCUUUAUGAGAUAUAGAAAAGAAAAGAGC